This is a messenger RNA of Saccostrea cuccullata (small rock oyster), 2461 nucleotides long. RefSeq names its product WD repeat-containing protein 43-like. The transcript is spliced from 17 exons. Gene Ontology annotation, biological process: maturation of SSU-rRNA from tricistronic rRNA transcript (SSU-rRNA, 5.8S rRNA, LSU-rRNA). The record is from RefSeq and is a predicted model, not a curated record. Gene Ontology annotation, molecular function: protein binding. Gene Ontology annotation, cellular component: nucleolus. Lineage: Eukaryota; Metazoa; Mollusca; Bivalvia; Ostreida; Ostreidae. The coding region runs from base 23 to 1894 and encodes 623 amino acids.
CAAAGCCAAACACGUGUUGAAAAUGGCCUCCAUCACACCAUUUGCGAUCUCGGACAACAGUCAAUAUAGCAUUUAUUCGAGUCCCGAUGGGGUGCUGAAGCUGUGGGAAGCAGACAAUGGUGUCUUAAAGCAAGAAUAUACACCCAGUGCACACUUGUCAGCGACGUGCACGUGUCUUUCAUGGGGACCAAAAAGAAACCUGGACACACCAGGCCGAAAGAAAAGAAGAAAAUCUGGUGGCACAGCUGUUACAGAACAAUAUGAUUUAAUUGCUGUGGGAACGACAGCAGGAAGCAUCCUUAUUUACAGCAUUGUAAAAGGAGAUGUCAAAACCAUUAUGGAAGAGGGUCAUGCAGACACUGUCAAUGAUGUGUGCUGGCAUCCAGAAAACAACACCGUUAUCAGUUGUUCCUGUGACAGACAUAUCAUCCAGUGGAAUGUCAAAUCUGGAAAAGCCAAACACAAAUGGAAAGGUGACAGUGGAAGCAUACAUUCUAUUUGUCUCUGUGCUCAGAAUCACCUUUUGUCAUCAGGAAGAUCAAUCAAACUGUGGGAUCUAGAGACUUAUAGUGUACUUAAGAAAUUUACUGGUCAUGCUACAGAAGUGUUCCGGUUACUUCCCAUACUCCCUAGUCGGACAGAAUUGCCGGAGAGUCCAGAGGGAACUUAUUUCUUAUCAGCAGCUUUGAAUGACCGACUUGUCAAUGUCUGGCAAGUAAACUCUUCAGUGAAAGAUAAAAGUUCUAUAGCCUCAUUUUCACUCCCAGAGGAACCAGUUAUGUUAGAUUUACAGAAAAUACAGGAAGAGGUAAUAUUAGCUGCUGUGACAAGAAGUGGGCAAGUGUUGGUAUUUGACCACACAAUGAAUGGAAAAGUGAAGAAACCUAUUAAACCUAAAGUGACGAUCCAGAUAGCCUCAUCAGGGGGCAGUGACUCCAUUCCUAAACCAAUCUCCAUACUGGCCACUCAUCUGUGUGAAGACCAGCGCCUCCUGUUGGUGUAUGGAAAUUACCUCAAACCUGUGUUUGAAAAAGUGGCCUUGGAUAUGUCAAGUUCAGAUAUGUGUUUAAUACGAGAUGAACCUGUGUUAUCAUCAGUGAAGAAGCAGGCUGAUGUUUCUAAGGUAAAGACACCAGCUGUUUCUAAUGAUGUAACAGUGCUUGCUCCUGAGAACACAGUUGCUAUUGGACCUUCUUUGAAGGAAAAAAGGAAAAGGAAACCAUCUGUAUCAGAUAUGAAUAUGGAAGAGAGGCUAAAUGCCAUCAGUAUAAAUAAACCAGAGACCUCCAAGGAACCCCCUAAAGCCGACACACUAGUAAGACUGCUGACACAGGGACUACAGAGCGAAGACAAAAACAUUCUCAAAAGUGUCCUGGGCAGGCCCACCAGUGACACCAUUAUAACCAACACCAUCAAGAUGCUUCCAGUUCAGGCUAUUGUUCCUCUGGUUAAAGAACUGACAAGUUGUGUAUCGGGACCAUCUGAAAAAGGUGGAUUAUAUGUAAAAUGGUUAAAGACUCUGCUUACAGUUCACACUUCUUACCUGAUUACAUUCCCUGACAUGGUAGAUAACCUGAGUGUCUUGUAUCAGUCAAUGGAUUCACGGACCAGAUUAGUGGACCGCUUGUCUAAACUGAAAGGAAAACUAGAGCUAAUGUUAUCACAGAUUGCAAGCCAAGCUCAGCAGGAGGAAGAAGUUACCCCAGAUCAGAGACCACUUCUUAUGUAUCAGGAAGAGUCAUCAGAUGAUGAUAUGGCUAUAGACAACUUGAUGCCAGAGAGAUCAGACACAGAGGACUUUGAUGAUUUAUUUUUGUCGGAUACGGAGGGGGCUACAGACCACGCUCAAGUCAACGGCACUGAGGAGGAGGAAGAAGACAUGGAGUCUGACUGAGAUCAGGCGACCGGGAUAGCCAUCAUUCAUUGGAUGACAGGAUUUACCCACAUUCGUUGGACGAUGGGAUUGACCUCCAUUCAUUGGAUAACAAGAUUGGCCACUGUUCAUUGGUGCUCAUUGUCUGGUCAAACCAGUCUUAAUUUCAUUGCAUGACUUCUGGCUGUGAUCUUUCCCUGAAUAAAAUGUUUUUAUCGUAAUUGAGCUGAAAGUCAAUUUAAAAAUGAAAUAUUUAUUACGCCCAGAGAGAAAUUUAAAUGGAAUGCUUGUGCUCUACAUGUUGGUAAAGGAGAAUUGCUGCAAGCAGUGCAUGGUGAAUUGAACAUAAAAUUGUUCAGAACUGAUCGGCAUUAUGUUUCAUAUGUUAGUUAUGUACAGUGUAUACAUGUAUGACCUAUGUAUGGUGUAAAGUGGUGGAAUGUUUGGCAGAGGAACAAUUCAAAAGUUACAAAAGCCUGCAUUCAUCCACCACUCGUGGUUGUAGGUAUCAAAUUGUUGAUAUUUUCAUAAACUGUUACUGAUUAUAUUAAAGAAAAACAACUAUUUGAAUAAAAUAUUAAAAUUUUA